Molecule: messenger RNA, 548 nt
Organism: Vigna unguiculata (cowpea)
Lineage: Eukaryota; Viridiplantae; Streptophyta; Magnoliopsida; Fabales; Fabaceae
Source: RefSeq, a predicted model, not a curated record
GUAGUCUGACUUAGAAAUGGUGGUAAAACCAACAGUUGCAUUAAGAGCUAUUUUUGUUGGAGGAAUAGCAGCAUUUGCUAAAAUAGCUGGAGCAAUGAAAGCUGCAGGUGGUGUAAAAGUGGGUGCAGCUGCUACUGCAAUGGCUGCUGCAGCCACUGCAGCUGUUACAGGGUCAAAACAAGAGCAAACUGAUGCAUCUCAACCGUCUCCAAAAUAACUAUCUGUAUCAUUUUGUUUCUUCCAGUUUGACACUAUGUGUUGUGAAAUUUCUGUAACUUAGUUGAAUGUUCCCAAGUUUAAGUGGAAGAAAGAGGCCAUAUGCGAAUUAUAGUUUUGACAGUGGUGAUGUAAUAACCUCUUCAAGAUUUGUAGUAAGAUUACAUUGAAUUUAUAGAGUUCUCGAAGUUUUUUAUGGAAUUAUGGAUGGAUUUAGGAGACAAAACUAAAGUCUCAGCCCAGUAGGCUGAAUUAGAUUAUCCAAAUGCUGAGAAAUGAGUUUUCUUUGAAGUAACUUAUGAUGAUUGAACAUUAUUAACACAGUUCAUUCC